Messenger RNA from Micropterus dolomieu (smallmouth bass), 1069 nucleotides. RefSeq names its product ENY2 transcription and export complex 2 subunit (gene eny2). Gene Ontology annotation, biological process: positive regulation of DNA-templated transcription; poly(A)+ mRNA export from nucleus; regulation of transcription by RNA polymerase II. The transcript is spliced from 5 exons. Bases 285 to 572 code for a protein of 95 amino acids. Lineage: Eukaryota; Metazoa; Chordata; Actinopteri; Centrarchiformes; Centrarchidae. Gene Ontology annotation, molecular function: transcription coactivator activity; chromatin binding. The record is from RefSeq and is a predicted model, not a curated record. Gene Ontology annotation, cellular component: DUBm complex; nuclear pore; SAGA complex.
UGAUGGUAAAACUCCAGAAAUCAAAAGUGAAGCCUCUCUGAUCCUCGGCGACAUUUGAAGUACAAUUUGGAAGUUAAAUCGCUUUAAAGAGCACAGUUUAGCUCAUAGCGACUGUCGGAUUUUGUGAUGUCUGUUUUAAAUACGCCUUCUGUCUUUUCAGCGCCCCGUAAUGUUAUUUCAUCUUAACCUUUUCAUGUAAUACGCCACAGAAAGUGUGGUAACGCUGUGGUAAAACUGAAGAGCGUGGCCUUCAUUGUUCAUCCUUCUCUGGUGUGUAAAAUACUAUGAGUAAAGAGUCCAGAAUGAGGGCGACGAUAAAUCAGAAGCUGACAGAGAUGGGGGAACGAGAGAGACUGAAGGAGUUACUGAGGGCCAAGCUCACCGAGUGUGGAUGGAAGGACCAGAUGAAAGCUCACUGCAAAGAAGUGAUCAAAGAAAAAGGCUUGGAGCAUGUCACUGUGGAGGACCUGGUGGUAGAGAUCACUCCUAAAGGAAGAGCCUUGGUGCCAGACAGUGUGAAGAAAGAGCUUCUCCACAGAAUAAGAGCCUUUUUAGCUCAGCAUGCCACAUAAUUUUGAUUUACACUUUUCUUUAGACCACUUGCCUAUACAAUAUAGAAUAUUUUGAAUGAAUAGAUUUACUUUAAUUUUAAAGGUUUUGUUUUCAUUAUCUUAAAUUACCAUUGUCAUAGUGGCACACGUGGCUAUUUGAUUGCAUGUUUUGCUAAUUCUGUUUCUACAGUUGUCUCAUAUUUGUAUAUGCACUUACCUUGCACAUUUAGUUGUUCUCUGUCUAUGAGAUAUGCUGUUUAAAGUUUCUGAUUUACUGGACUUGAGUGGACAACAAAACAAUAUAUAACAAUACUAUAUUUGAAUAGAAGCUUUUACUGCCCUGACUUCAUUCUCUUCAUUAAAGCAGUUGUUGUUUGUAUUGGCCAUGUUUUUGAAUUUUUAAGGUGGUAUUGGAUGGAUACAUAGUUGCUGAUUGCAUUACUGUGUUUUCUACCAUUAUGAUGCAACCCAUGUAGUAAACUUUAUAAUGGUGUUCAAUAAGAUGACUAUACCAUGGA